Dalotia coriaria is the source of this 1993-nucleotide messenger RNA. It is a transcript of the gene Art1, whose product is annotated as arginine methyltransferase 1. Gene Ontology annotation, cellular component: nucleus. Gene Ontology annotation, molecular function: protein-arginine N-methyltransferase activity. Gene Ontology annotation, biological process: peptidyl-arginine methylation. NCBI's taxonomy places the organism in Eukaryota, Metazoa, Arthropoda, Insecta, Coleoptera, Staphylinidae. Bases 200 to 1261 code for a protein of 353 amino acids. The transcript is spliced from 2 exons. The record is from RefSeq and is a predicted model, not a curated record.
GGAUUUUGCUGGAGUGGCAGCACUGCAUAUGUCACUAAGCAUCUUUGGCCGUUCGCCGUUCCGCCGUAUAAAUCCUCAAGCAUUUUGUGUUCCCGGGUAACGAGUUCGGCGCCGAAAAAUUCGAAGCCGUUCAACUAAGCAACAUUAAUUUUGCCAACAAAGAACAACGUUCGUACGAUAUUCGUUAGAAAAAAAUACUAUGGAGAAAAUGGAAACGACUCCCGUCAUCACGAACAAUACCGGCCCCGAGAAGGACGCCGACGUUCCCGCGGACGAAAUGACUUCAAGGGAUUACUACUUCGACUCGUACGCACACUUCGGCAUUCACGAAGAGAUGCUGAAGGACGAGGUACGGACGCUCACAUAUCGGAACUCUAUGUAUCACAAUAAGCACUUGUUUGCUGGUAAAAUUGUGAUGGAUAUUGGCUGUGGCACAGGCAUUCUGAGUAUGUUUGCUGCAAAGGCAGGUGCAAAGAAGGUACUUGCUGUUGAAUGUUCCAACAUUGUGGAUUAUGCCAAGAAGAUUGUUGAGGCUAACAAAUUGGAUCAUAUUAUUUCAAUUAUAAAGGGGAAAGUGGAAGAAAUCACUCUACCUGAUGGCAUUGAAAAAGUUGACAUAAUCAUCUCUGAAUGGAUGGGCUACUGUCUGUUUUAUGAGAGCAUGUUGGACACAGUACUGUUUGCUAGGGAUAAGUGGCUAGCACCUAAUGGUCUACUUUUCCCGGAUCGCUGCUCACUCUUUAUUACUGCCAUUGAGGAUCGCCAGUAUAAGGACGAGAAGAUCAAUUGGUGGGACGAUGUCUACGGUUUCGAUAUGAGUUCGAUUCGUAAGGUCGCGAUUAGCGAACCGCUAGUCGACGUCGUUGAUCCCAAGCAGGUCGUUACGAACGCAUGUCUUGUAAAGGAAGUCGAUCUCUAUACGGUGCAGAAGAGCGAUCUGGAAUUCUCAGCGCCUUUCCAUCUGCAGGUCAGACGCAACGACUACGUGCAGGCGCUGGUCACAUUCUUCAACGUGGAAUUCACCAAGUGCCACAAGCGUGUCGGUUUCAGCACAGCGCCAGAAGCAGCCUACACGCACUGGAAACAAACCGUCUUCUACUUCGAAGAUUACAUGACCGUUAAGAAGAAUGAAGAAGUUUAUGGUACGUUUGAGAUGCGACCGAACCCUCGCAACAAUCGUGACUUGGAUUUCGUCAUUGAGAUCGACUUCAAAGGCGAGCUCGGCGAUGUGCAUGAAGUCAAUAGGUACCGAAUGCGUUGAUAGUGCUUCCGGUCGAUUUGCACAACCCUACCAACAGUAACCUAGCGAGUUUCAAAAUUUACGUUUUUACGGACCUAAGAUAACCAAUUGACAUACACUUAUUUGUAUUAUUUGUAACUAUACUUAUUAUAAUGCGAGUUGUUCUUUUUAAGACUAGAUGCGGCGGUUGAAAGAGGUUCAAUUUCUCGAAGGUAGCUCAUACAUGCGAUUUAUUCAUUUUGAAAACUAUUUUCAACGUGAAUUUCGGUGUUGCUGCAUACUUAAUAUUAAUCACAUGUAUUCAUCCAAGCAUCAUGAUCUGACAUCUCAAAUAGUGGGUGGUUUUACACAAUUUUCCUUAUUGUUUUAUUAUUAUUUUUUUACAUGAAGCCAAACUGAUUCUUUUGAACACCUACAUUUGAGUUUUAUUGAUGUUACCUUUUUCGCGUUGUCGACGUAAAUAGCUUUUGAUUUCGCUUGAGACCUAAGAAGUAAUUUAAAUUUCAACACUGCAAUGCUUACCAGUGUUGUUAAUAAGUGUUAUUGGUUCUAUCAUUAAAAACUUGAUCGAAUGUUUCGAAUACGGAAAAUAUCCAGUGGCAUCCUGAAGGAAGUCACUCGGGAAGGUUGGAGUGAGGACGAAAUAGUGUGAGGGAAUAUUUUAUCUUGACAACUUGACUUAUUUUGAAUAUAAUGUAUAGCUAUAAAAAAUAUCAUAAUAAAUUAGGAGCGACUGUAAGACUAUGUAAAGAA